This is a messenger RNA of Gadus morhua (Atlantic cod), 636 nucleotides long. It is a transcript of the gene ndufb11, whose product is annotated as NADH:ubiquinone oxidoreductase subunit B11. Gene Ontology annotation, cellular component: respiratory chain complex I. The coding region runs from base 122 to 556 and encodes 144 amino acids. The record is from RefSeq and is a predicted model, not a curated record. Lineage: Eukaryota; Metazoa; Chordata; Actinopteri; Gadiformes; Gadidae. The transcript is spliced from 3 exons.
UUUGUUCAGUUGACCAGCAGGUGGCGCCGUUGUAGCGUUUUUCUUUUCCACUACUACUUCCGGGUCGACGGUAGUGUCUAUCCUGUGUGUUGGUGCUGGGGUGACAACCGAAGCGGACAAAAUGCUAUCCCGAUUUACCCGGUUAGGGACAACCUUGCCCCGUAUUCUCGCCAACAGUGGGGUUCGUUUCGUUUCGCAGUCCCAGAAGUCAGCCUCCGCCGGGUCGGCCACCCUGUCGGAGCUCCUGCCUCCCCAGGACAGCCAUGACCAUGGCGAGGUCAACCACUAUGUGAAGAAUCCCGACUACCAUGGGUUCUCCACCGAUCCAGUGGUAGAUCAAUGGAACAUGAGGCUGGCCUUCUUCUUUGGGGUCUCUGUGGUGCUGGUGAUCGGAGGAACCUUUAUCCACUACUUGCCUGACUACGGCAUGCGGCAGUGGGCUAGGAGGGAGGCCGAGCGCCUGCUGAAGCACAGAGAGGCCAAGGCUCUGCCGCUGAUCGCCGAGGACUACUACGACUCCAGCAAGAUCGUGCUGGCUGCUGCCGGAGAGGACUAGUCUGUGUGGGUCCGAGCCCCACAACUUCAACUGUACAUUGUAUUUCAAUAUUACGUUAAUAAAUGUCGUCUGGGAUUGUU